GUCGAUCUGGCAUUAAACACCAGAACCCGAUUCGAAUUAAGGACCCUUCUUAUACGCCGAUACAUAAAUUGACUUAUCUGUGAACCAUUAAUAUGUUUUGAUCCGAGGAGCCAUUAAAGUCAAGGCAAGCGUUUUUCUUGACCUUUUUGAAUUUGUAUCUGGGUUUUUCUCCUUGGCGGUAAAUUGAAUGGAAAUCGAGAUUUUAUUGUUAUUAUUAUUAUUGCAUGAGGUUUCGUCAAAAACGGGAUUUUGUUUAUAGUAGUAUUGGUACUCAAGCUUUGAAACUGAGAAGUUUAGGUACUCGAAAAGGGUUCAUUUAACUUUUUCUCUGAUUUGGUGCAAAUGAGUUCUGUCACAUUGUAAAAUCAACUCAAGGUGAGGAGGCUUUUAUUAAGACUAGCAUAAACUUUGUUUACAGAAAUGGAAGGUAAACGAAGUACACCAAGUGUCAUUGCAAGACUAAUGGGCCUUGAUGAACACCAACCUCCGGAAGCUGUCCAGAAGCCACAGAGAGUGCUCUCUGAGAAUUAUCUGAGAAAAGUUGCUUCUAUUGGUGUUGGGAAGAAGCGUUCAUUUCAUGAGCGUCAUUCAUUGAGACCGACUUUUGAAGAGAAGAAAGAAUCCAAGGACUUUUUUCAAGUAGCUAAAAUAUUGAAAGGUGAUAAGCAUCUUGAACUGCGAGUCAAUAAGAGAAAAGGAGACUUGGAUUUGUCAGUUCAAAAAUGUGUCACAGGAGAAGAGUUUCAAGAUUCAUCAGAGUUGGAUUACUUUCAAAAGGGUAUCCCAAAAAGAAACUCUUUGUUUUCCAAUCGUCUUCAUGAUAUGCAAGGUUCGCUUGCCCUCUCUCAUUCCAAUGACACGACACUUUUGAAGUCCUAUAAUUCUGCCGGUAGAGAUGUUGAUAUCUGCAGGAAUUCAAAGAGUAAAUCUGAACGAAUAUCUUUUAGAUCAUUUCAAAAACAUAAGAAUGACACUAUCACAUGUUCCAAUCAAGAAGAACUUGGCAUUAGUUUUCAUGACUUUGGGAGAUCUGAGUUGGUAAGAAGACAAUAUGAAUCAAGUUCUUCCUAUAUGAGAAUUGUUGAUUUUAAACCGUUAUCUGCGGAGGCUAAGAGUUCUGAAGGAUAUUUCUUUUCACCAAGUUCUAAAGAAGGUUCUCAUUUAGGUGAUAGCAAAUGCACAGGGUUUCCCAGUCCUGGAAGUGGGACAAUACCAAAUGAAGUAAAAAAUGUGCAGUGCAAUGUGGAAUCCAUUAAAGAAAGAUCUACUGCUUCAAGGGAAAUCUUGGAGGAGCUUAAAAGAAGAAAAAUAUGGAGAAAUCUAGGCUUUUCAACAAAGAACUCAAGCUUAGGACUGUGCGGUGGUGACCCUUCUGCAAUAAAAUCUGAGAUGUUGUCACCUCCUUCCACUCGUUCUUCUGACUUGCGAAAGAAAUACCAGUCUUUUUCGUCCUCAGAUAAAUCAAAUUUAAGCAUCAAAUCCAAAAAGCAGCUUCCUGAAAGGUGUCUGUUGAGUGAAAAAUGCAAAGUCGAACCAGCUUCAAUUUCCUGGCCUAGAAAUCGCAAGCCCGGUAAUGGUAGGCAUGGCCUGGGAGGUCUGGUCCUCAGUAAGUUUGCAAAACAACAAUCCAGGUAUGAAGCUUAUAGCAACAGGUGGUAUUUGGGGCUAGAAGAGUCCCUUAAUCAAGCAAGGAGUAAGAUGAUAAGAUAUGAUUCUAUCGACAAGGGUUCAGAAUCUAAUGACUUGAAUUCAGACUCUGUAAGGGAUAUGGUAGUUGACACAGAGACUGAGAUUGCAGAUAAACCCUCUGGAGAAUCUGAGAGUGAGCAAUUAGAAUCAACCAUGUGCAUCUGCUUAGAGGAAGACGAUGGUGAUUCCUCUAGCCUAGCUACGGAUACUUCAGUUCAACAGGAUUCAUCAAAUGGAUUCCAAGAAGAAAGUUCUGUUUUUUCACAUUGCUCCAGCACUGAACUAGAAUCUCUGAUGAGUUUUGAGGAGACUUAUCAGCCUAGUCCAGUUUCUGUGCUGGAACUGCCAUUUAGCUCUGAAAGCCUAGGGAGAGUCAAGGAUGACAUCUGUGACUUGAAGCGACAACUCCAACUUCUAAAAUCAAAAGCCUCAGAAGAGUACAAAGAAGGUUCGGGCAUGGUGGUCUCAAGUGAUGAUGAAACUGAGGAAGGGUCUCCCGGCAAUUCUAAAGAGAAUGAUGCUUUUAUGAAAGUCUUCAAAGUUGAAGAGAGCAGGAACUUUUCAUAUCUUGUCGAAUUGCUAACAGAGGCAGGUCUUCUUGGAAAGAACUUACAGGAAUUUAGUACCUGGGAUUCUUCAGAAUGCCCAAUAAGUGUCUCAGUCUUUGAGACCUUAGAAAAGAAGUAUGGUGAUCAGAUGUCUUGGAAGAGAUCAGAGAGACUACUUUUAUUUGACAGCAUAAAAGCAGAGCUGGUGAAGAUGCUCCUGCCCUGCAUUGCUGAGCCAACAUGGGAAAAGACUGUGUCGAGAAGGUUAAGCCCCAUUCGUGAUGAGGAGAUGAUUGUGGAAGAUCUCUGGAAGUUACUUGUUAGCCAAGAAAAAGAGCAUACCAAGAAUUCGACAGAAACAGUGAUGGAAAGUGAAUUAGGAAAGUUAGAUUUAGGAGAUGAAAUUUAUUUGAUUGGUAUAGAAAUUGAGCAGAUGUUGUUUGAUGAGUUUGCGGCAGAGCUUUUUAGCAUGUAGAGUUUUAUUUUAAAGCAGUUUUUUGCUGGGUUAUUUUUAGAUAUUGUUUUGGCACAACAUUUUUGUAAACAAGAACCUGUUAGAAAGAAAAAAAUGUGUACAGUCACUGCAAAAGUUUUGAUCAGAGUGAAAGAAGUUUGAUAUAGUGAGAAAAUGUUUCUUUUA
Messenger RNA from Humulus lupulus (European hop), 2877 nucleotides. RefSeq lists its product as uncharacterized. The record is from RefSeq and is a predicted model, not a curated record. The transcript is spliced from 4 exons. Lineage: Eukaryota; Viridiplantae; Streptophyta; Magnoliopsida; Rosales; Cannabaceae. Bases 421 to 2712 code for a protein of 763 amino acids.